Pestalotiopsis fici W106-1 is the source of this 1737-nucleotide messenger RNA. RefSeq lists its product as uncharacterized. Gene Ontology annotation, cellular component: membrane. The transcript has 3 exons. Gene Ontology annotation, biological process: transmembrane transport. NCBI's taxonomy places the organism in Eukaryota, Fungi, Ascomycota, Sordariomycetes, Amphisphaeriales, Sporocadaceae. The record is from RefSeq and is a predicted model, not a curated record. Gene Ontology annotation, molecular function: transmembrane transporter activity. Bases 1 to 1737 code for a protein of 578 amino acids.
AUGGCUUCGCAAGGUCUCUCAACAGAUGCGACGGCCCAGCAGCCGGCAGACGACUCCAUCACGACAACAACAACAGCACACAAUGACAUUGAGCCGAAUUUGAGCAGAUCGCCGUCAAGCACCGCAGAGACGCGAGUCACAGCAGGACACGGCGCAGACCGUCUGAGUUCAAAGGAUGGCAAUGAUGGCGAUGAUAAUGACUCAAAUCGGGACGAGGACGAGGAUGACCACAAUCGUGAUGAGCUCGGUGGCACGGCAACGCGAGUGACGUCUACGGUGUCGAUUGCCGAGACGUUGCCUCUAUAUCGUGAACUUCUCUUUGUCACGGUAAUCUGCCUGGCACAAUUAUUUACACAGGCUGGACUGGGUCAGGCUAUACCGAUCCUCCACGUCAUUGCCGACACUUUUGGUGUCACCAACACUGGUGAUAUUUCCUGGUACAUUGCCGGUUAUUCCUUGACUGUGGGAACUUUUAUUCUGUUUGCCGGUAGACUGGGCGAUACUUUUGGCUACAAGACCAUGUUCCUGUUUGGCAUGAGCUGGUUCUCCGUGUGGAGCAUGGUGACCGGCCUCGCCGUUUACUCGAACCACGUGCUCUUCACCUUUGGCCGCGUCCUCCAGGGCAUCGGACCCGCGCUCUGUCUGCCCAACGCCCUGGCCAUCCUCGGCGCCACCUACGCCCCCGGACAGCGAAAGGCCAUGGUCUUUGCCGCCUUUGCCGCGACGGCGCCCACCGGCUCCGUAUUGGGGUCCGCCUUUGCCAGUCUGUUUGCGCUGACCUGGUGGCCGUGGGCCUGGUGGUGCUUUGCCAUUGUACUCGCAGCCACCACUGUGCUCGGCUACUAUGUGAUUCCCGACUUGCCGCCUUCUCAUAUGCCGCCGACAUGGCAGGCCAAGCUCGCCUUUCUCGACUUGCCCGGGGCCGUCACCGGUAUCACGGGCCUCAUCUUGUUCAACUUUGCCUGGAAUCAGGCACCCAUCGUGGGCUGGGACAUGCCCUAUGUCUACGUCACGCUUAUCCUGGGAAUCUUGUUUGUUGCCGCCUUCUUUUUCAUUGAGAUGAAAUACGCAAAGGCCCCCCUCUUGCCCUUUGACGCCCUGACGGCCGACGUAGGCUUCGUCUUAGGCGCAGUCUCGUGUGGAUGGGCCUGCUUCGGAAUUUGGUUCUGGUACACGUGGCAAUUCUUUGAGGAGAUGCGAGGCGCGUCACCCCUGCUCGCGAGCGCCUGGAUCAGUCCCGUCACCGUAUCAGGUCUAGGCGCCGCCGUCUUUACCGGCCUCCUCAUCCACAAGAUCGGUCCGGCCUGGGUCAUGACCAUCGCCCUGUGCGCCUUCAUGACGGGUACGGUCCUCAUGGCCACGGCCCCUGUGGACCAGAUCUAUUGGUCGCAGACGUUUGUCUCGACCAUCAUCCAGCCCUGGGGCAUGGACAUGAGCUUCCCGGCGGGUACUUUGAUCCUGUCCAACGCCGUGUCCAAGCGGCACCAGGGCAUCGCCGCCAGCCUCGUCAACACCGUGGUCAACUACAGCAUUGCCCUGGGUCUCGGGUUCGCCGGCACCGUCGAGAUUAAUGUCAACAAUGGCGGCAAGACCAAGGAGGACGUGCUCAAGGGCUACCGGGGGGCAUUUUACAUGGGUAUUGGCAUCUGUGGUCUGGGCAUUGCCAUUUGUCUCGCAUUUGUGUUCAAGUCUCAUUUCAUGAAGCGGUCUAAAACCAAAGACCAAGAAAAGGCUUAG